Molecule: messenger RNA, 603 nt
Organism: Solanum tuberosum (potato)
Lineage: Eukaryota; Viridiplantae; Streptophyta; Magnoliopsida; Solanales; Solanaceae
Product: cysteine-rich receptor-like protein kinase 10
Exons: 3
Coding region: 1-603 (200 amino acids)
Biological process (GO): protein phosphorylation
Cellular component (GO): plasma membrane
Molecular function (GO): protein serine/threonine kinase activity; ATP binding
Source: RefSeq, a predicted model, not a curated record
AUGAUUCAUGGCAUUGCUAGAGGGCUUCUUUACCUUCACAGUGAUUCUUGUUUAAGGGUCAUUCACAGGGAUCUGAAGGCAAGCAAUGUUCUCUUGGAUGGUGAUAUGAAUCCGAAAAUCUCAGAUUUUGGCUUGGCCAGAACCUUUCAAGUGACUCAAGAGCUAGCAAACACUCAUCGGAUAGUGGGAACAUUCGGCUACAUGUCGCCUGAGUAUGCAAUGGGUGGACUGUUCUCUGAGAAAUCUGAUGUCUACAGCUUCGGCGUGUUGCUACUGGAGAUUGUCAGUGGUUGGAAAAACAGCGGAUUUUAUGACAAUGAUAGGCAUUUCAAUCUUCUGAGUUAUGCAUGGAAGCUAUGGACUAAAAGCGAAGGACUAGACUUGAUGGAUAAAUCAAUAUCGGAUUCACGUUCCUCUGCAACAGUGUUGAAAUGCAUACAUAUUGGCCUUCUCUGUGUCCAGGACCAUGCAGUGGAUAGGCCAUUAAUGUCAUCUGUAGUUCUUAUGCUAAGUAGUGAGAUGGAUCUGCCUCAACCAAAGCAACCUAAAUUUAUAUUUAAAAGGUGGUUGAAUUAUGAUGCCCAAUCACAAAGCAGUAAAUAG